AUGUCGUCCUAUCGAAAUAGCCCUCGGCGACAAUCUCAUGCCAUCGAUCUGUCCGCGGCCUCCUCCAGCAUCAAUCGCAACAACUCGACAACCUCGUCGGCCUCUUCUGGCUACUCAUACUCCUCUGAAAACAGUGCUCACAGCCAGUCUACAUCUGCAAGUAGCAUUUACGGAUCUCAUACUGGCCAUAAGCGCGGCCAGAGCGAUGUCAUAGCCCGAGCACGAUUCUUCGAGACGGGGGAGGUGAGCGGCUCCAGUUCGAGCAAAGGUCAAGACAACCCCUAUGGCUCAAUCCGACAAUCGCUUCGCCCUCUGCCGCAGGCUCCAGCUGCUUCUCCCACCAAAGGCCCAGCGACACCACCUCAUCUUUCUAAGCCGCGCGAGAGAGGCCAGAGCAUAGAUAUUGGCCGGUUAUCGCUGUCACAACCCGAUGGAUUCACCUCGUCCACAGUGACUCCGACUCCCUCACGGCCUUUGCCGCCACGACCGACAUCGAUGUUCAUGCCUCGGGCCGAGCCUGCUAUUCCAGAAGACGAGGUUGUGUCGCCGACGCAGCCCACAGUUCCGACUCACAGCGCUCACAUAGCUAGGCCCGAUCUUGAGCGGCUGGGCCGAUCUUCAACAAGCCAGCUUCGAACGCUUUCUCAACUUGCCAAAUCCAAAGACGCAGAGGACUUUAGCAUCACUUCGCCUGCGCAGGAAGUAGCUGGUCUUCGCGGAAGGCGGAGGCUACAGCGCGCCGACAAGGCUGCUGGUGGCCGCGGCUCCAAGACAAACUAUGGGUGGGAAGGCCGUAACUGGAUGGACAAGCAACGCCAGUUCCUUGCGGCAUAUGAAUACCUCUGCCACAUAGGUGAAGCCAAAGAGUGGAUCGAGGAUGUCAUCCAACAGACUCUUCCGCCCAUUGUUGAGCUGGAAGAGGCAUUGCGAGAUGGCGUUACGCUGGCAGAAGUGGUGGAGUCUCUCAACCCCGACAGGCGAUUUCGAAUAUUUAGAAACCCAAAGCUGCAAUUUCGACAUUCCGACAAUAUUGCCAUCUUCUUCCGUUAUCUGGACGAGGUGGAGCUGCCUGACCUUUUCCGUUUUGAGCUUAUAGACCUCUACGAAAAGAAAAACAUCCCCAAAGUCAUUUACUGUAUUCACGCCCUGAGUUGGCUUCUCUUUCGAAAAGGAAUUGUUGAUUUCCGUAUCGGUAACCUUAUCGGGCAACUGGAGUUCGAACAUCAUGAACUGGAGGCGAUGCAGAAGGGAUUGGACAUGCUUGGGACUAAUAUGCCCAGCUUCGGCAAUAUGGGGGCUGAUUUUGGAAUCCCCGAACCAGAACCAGAGGAGACAGAAGAGGAGAGGAUCGACCGCGAACUGGCAGAAAACGAAGAUGUAAUAAUCGACUUCCAGGCUCAGCUUCGCGGUGCAUUGCUCCGGUUGAAACUUGGCGAAAUGAUGCAAGGAUUUUGGGACGAAGAGGAGUGGCUGAUUGACUUACAAGCAAGAAUUCGUGGCGGCUUCACCCGUGAAAUCAUGAAUUACCGACUACAAAUGAGGCAAUCCGCUAUCCUCGUCCAGAGCCUGGUCCGCGGAUUCCUUGUUCGAAGGAAGCUUAAGAAGAGUGACCAAGAUAGGAAAGCCGCAGAACCUGCUAUCUUAGCCUUCCAGAGCAUGCUUCGAGCACAGAAAGUUCGUCACGAGAUGCAGGGCCUCAAGUCUACCAUGGCCAAGUGCGAUGCUCCUAUUAGGGCCAUUCAAGCUAUGUCCAAGGGCUUUCUGCUGCGCAAAUCUCAGAAUAUGCAGCAGCAAGAGACGGCAAAGGCUACGACGGAAGUGCAAAAUCUCCAGGCGCUCGCUCGAGGCAUGCUGAAGCGUCACCAGAUCAGUAAAGACGUACGCCAGCUAGAGAAACACACACGAGGGGUUGCCAGCCUCCAAGCUGCCGUUCGGGCAACAUUAGUACGAGCAAGAAUCGAGAGGCAGCAACAGGAGCUUGAGUCGUUUACCGAUGUAUUUACAUCGCUACAAGCCGCCGCUCGAGCGGCAUUCGUUCGGGCCAGAGUUGAACAGCAACAGCAGGAUCUUCACGCUUUGAGUGAUGUAUGGACGUCGCUACAAAGCGCGAUUCGUGGCCGCGCUGCCCGAGAUCAGCAAGAGGUUCUUAAGGCUGAACUGGCGGAGCAUGUGCCCAUGAUUGGUGAGCUCCAAGCGGCGAUGCGCGCGGCCGCUGUGAGGCGAGACAUUACGACUCGUCUCGACGGCUUGAAGGAAAAUGAAGCUGAGAUUAUCGAACUCCAAGCGCUUAUAAGAGCCAUGUUUGAGAGGCGUAGAAUCCUUGCCAUUCAGCAGCACCUCGAACAGGAGGAACCGGCAAUUACAACACUUCAAUCGCACAUCCGAGGUUGUCUGUACCGAGGGUACCACGCUGAUGUGUUGGAUGAACUGGCAUCUCACGAUGCAGAGACAGCCGAAUUCCAAGCUAUCCUCAAGGCCAUGAUGGAGCGUGCAAGAAUAGACGACCUGCUUACUGAGCUCCUCGAAGAAGAGGACUCCAUUGUCAUAUGCCAAGCAGCUGCCAAAGCUUUCCUGAUUAGAGCCCGGUUCGAGGAGAAGAUGCGGUACUAUGAGGAAAAUAUGAAAAAGGUCAUCAAGAUUCAGAGUUUUAUGCGUGCCAAGGUGCAAGGCGAGGCGUACAAGAGCCUCACCACGGGCAAAAACCCACCGGUCAGCGCCGUCAAGAACUUUGUGCAUUUGCUGAACGAUAGUGAUUUUGACUUCAACGAAGAAGUCGAGUUUGAGCGGAUGCGAAAAACUGUAGUCCAGUCUGUGCGACAGAACGAGAUGUUGGAACAGUACAUUGAUCAACUGGAUAUCAAGAUUGCUCUGCUGGUCAAAAACAAGAUCACGCUUGAUGAAGUCGUGCGCCACCAGCACACCUUUGGUGGCCACUCCAUGGGUCUGUUAGCCAACUCUACGAUUGCAUCGGCAAAUCAAUUUGACCUUAAAGCUCUCAAUAAAAGCUCCAGAAAGAAGCUGGACUCGUACCAGCAACUGUUCUUCAGCCUACAGACGCAGCCCCAGUACCUUGCCCGACUAUUCAAACAUAUCCGUGUGCAAGGGACGGCCGAAAAGGAAACCAGACGCAUUGAGCUUCUUAUGAUGAGUCUCUUUGGUUAUGCUCAGAAACGACGAGAAGAAUACUACCUUUUGAAGCUGAUAGCUCGAGCAAUAAGAGAGGAGGUUGAAAGUGCAUCAAGUGCUAUGGAGUACUCUCGGGGUCACUAUUUCUGGACCAAGCUGCUCACCAACUAUACACGGUCUCCGCGGGAUCGCAAGUACCUCCGAUCUCUCCUGGGCCCCUUGAUCCGCGACAAUAUUAUCGAUGACCCGGCCCUUGAUCUGGAAAGUGACCCGAUGCAAAUAUACAGAUCGGCAAUCAACAACGAGGAGCUUCGAACCGGACGGCCAGAUCAUCGACCACUAGAUGUGCCACGUGAAGUUGCUAUCCGCGAUCCCGAGACACGCCGUCUCUUCAUUGAUCACUUGCGAGAUUUGCGAGAGAUUUGUGACCAACUGUUCCUGGCCUUGGAAGAACAAGUGCAUAAGAUGCCUUAUGGCCUCCGUUUCGUCUGUAGCGAGAUGUUCCAAGCAUUGUGCCAGCACUUCACCAAUGAGCCGCAAGAGAAUCUUUUACAAAUGGUGUCUCAUUGGUUGUGGAAAUUUUACCUCCAACCCGCCGUCACCUCACCUGAAAACUUUGGCGUUAUUGACAAGUCGCUCAGCCCUCUUCAGAAGCGGAAUCUAGGCGAAGUGGCCAAAGUGGUAGGGCAAAUUGCACUUGGUCGGCCAUUUGGUGGCGAGAAUAUCUACCUGCAGCCCCUGAAUGCUUUCAUUGGUGAAUCCAUCGAACGGCUGCAUCAGAUUGCCAGCGAUCUCAUCACAGUGCCUGACCCAGAGAGGACAUUUGAUAUUGACGAGUUCAACGACUUGUACGCGAAAAACAAGCCUACCUUGUACGUCAAGAUGUCGGACGUCUUUGCCAUUCAUAAUCUUGUAGCUGCGGAGCUCUUGGUCAUGUCUCCCACUCGGGAUGACGUCCUGCGCGAAAUCAUGCAAGAUCUGGGUAGCGCCAAGAGCAACGAAAAUGAAAUGAGUGCGGCAGGAUCAGCAGAUAUCCAAAUGUUCCUGACCCCCAGGGUCCACGACCUUGAAGAUCCCGAGGCAGACAUCAAAGCUUUGUUUAUGGAAACGAAGCGAUGUGUUUUGUACAUUAUUCGAGUGCAAACCGGUGCCAACUUAUUGGAAAUCCUUGUGAAGCCAAUCACUCCUGAAGAUGAGGACAAGUGGGAGGCGCUGCUCCGAGAAGAGUUUCCUCAAAACAGCACCUCACGCGGUGCUUAUUCAGACGCUAAGAUGGCUGAUAUCACCACCAUGUCCUACUACGACCUAAAGCGAACGGCAUUGGAGAACAUAAUGCAUUUGGAGCAGAUGGGAAGGAUCUCAAAGCAGAACCAGUACCAAGACGUACUUAACGCCAUUGCUAGUGAUAUCCGAACCCAAAGCCGUAGACGAGUUCAGAGACAACGAGAACUAGAUGGCGUGCGUCUAACCCUUGGUAACUUGAACGACAAGGCGAAGUAUUUAGAACAGCAGCGUAAAAGCUACGACGACUAUAUUGAGCAAGCCAUGAAGACACUUCAGAACAAGAAAGGACGAAAGCGAUUCCUUAUGCCCUUUACGAAGCAGUACAAUCACCAGCGAGAGCUCGAACGCAGUGGCCGGGUGCCAAAAUUCGGAAGCUACAAGUAUAGUGCACGCGCCUUGUCAGAAAAAGGUGUUUUAGUCGCGUGGACUGGAACCGCGGACCGAGAAUGGGACAAGAUCGACGUGACCAUUUCAUGCGAUCAGGUUGGCGUAUUUUCGAUUGAAGGCACGCGAAGCCAUAUCCAGAUUCCCGGAGCAAUUGCGCAGGUGCCGAUUGAAGACAUGCUCCAAGCACAGUUUGAGGCGCACCAAUUCAUGACACUGUUUGAGGGCACUCUCAAACUCAACGUGAACUUACUGCUGCAUCUCAUCUACAGGAAAUUCUAUCGGACACAGUGA
Messenger RNA from Trichoderma asperellum CBS 433.97, 5088 nucleotides. RefSeq lists its product as uncharacterized. NCBI's taxonomy places the organism in Eukaryota, Fungi, Ascomycota, Sordariomycetes, Hypocreales, Hypocreaceae. Gene Ontology annotation, biological process: mitotic actomyosin contractile ring assembly actin filament organization; regulation of GTPase activity. The record is from RefSeq and is a predicted model, not a curated record. Gene Ontology annotation, cellular component: mitotic actomyosin contractile ring; cell cortex. Gene Ontology annotation, molecular function: actin filament binding; calmodulin binding; GTPase activator activity.